Molecule: messenger RNA, 651 nt
Organism: Fraxinus pennsylvanica
Lineage: Eukaryota; Viridiplantae; Streptophyta; Magnoliopsida; Lamiales; Oleaceae
Source: the annotation of a GenBank genome assembly
AUGGCAUCACCUGAUGGAAUAAGUUCAAGUCUUGAACUCAUACGCCAACACCUUCUUGGUGAUUUUGCUUUCAUGGAAAAUUAUGGCCCCUCCAUAUUCUUAGAAUCACAGAUUUCAACGACUUUCAGCAGUUCUACUUGUGGGAUCACAAACUCAAGUUCUGUCGUGACUGAAUCUUCUGUUAACUUCAUACCCUCUUUUGGAUUCGAAGCUCCGAAAAUUGAGCUCGAGCAUAUGGAAUUCGAAACAAAACCAGAAAUAAUUGCUACAAAUCCUCAAAAAGAGAGUGAAAGAAAAUUGGAGUGGGAAAAUAAAACUACAAAUGAUCACAGUACUGUGGAGGUAAAGGUUGAUGAAUUGAUGAAAAAUCAGGUUUUUGAGGAUCAGAGGAGACAUUACCGAGGCGUGAGGCAGCGUCCUUCAGGAAAAUUCGCAGCAGAGAUUCGCGAUCCUAACCGGAAAGGGACUCGGGUGUGGCUUGGGACAUUUGACACGGCAGUGGAGGCAGCGAAAGCGUACGACAGGGCGGCGUUUAAACUUAGAGGAAGCAAAGCGAGACUGAAUUUCCCGCUUGAAGCUGGCUACUCCAGCCCUUUUCCGGAGUAUGAACAACCUCAAGACUCGAGGGUAGAGAGAAUGGUUGAAGAUUAA